This is a messenger RNA of Acaulospora colombiana, 807 nucleotides long. NCBI's taxonomy places the organism in Eukaryota, Fungi, Glomeromycota, Glomeromycetes, Diversisporales, Acaulosporaceae. The record is from the annotation of a GenBank genome assembly.
AUGGAGGACCCUGUUAAGUUCAAAGAAAGGGAACAUACUUCCACGACUACGAGGUGGGGGCCUCCAGCAGUCCUGAGAAGGGGUAACACUCACACAACUAUGGCGGGUGCCUACGUACCACCCGACCUUACGGCGUUCAUUAGAUCCCGUUGUGGUCUGCUUUGCCAGGGGAACCAUAGAAAAAAGAACGUGGAUAUCGAUAAAUUUUGGAAUGAAGUUGAAGGCGAAUCUCUGGAUAUAGAGCAUACCAAAGAAAAAAAACAAUUACAGCUAGACCAGUUGAAAAUAGCUCGUAUUAUGACAAAGGGAACUGAAGAUGGCGUUGGAAAUAUUAUGAAAAAUGUCAAUACGGAGCUGGGCGAACCGAAACCAAAGAGACGGGCUAAUACUGAUGAUAAGUCUUGCACUUCAUCUGCCGGAACUAGUGAUGAAAUGUACAAGAGUGUGGAUGACGAGUCCGAAGAUUCCGAAGAAAGUGAUGAGGAAGACGAAUUGAGGCUAGACGUGGAAGAAAUUGGGUUCGAAGAAUACAUUGACCAAGGGAAUGAACCUGCAAUAAAAACGUUCUCUAGGGAAACGCUCGAAGAUCUCAGAAAGGAUAUUAAACCAAAGUUAAUCGGAAAAGAAAAAGUAUCAAGGGACAUAAAAUCAAUUCUACAGGAUUACAUUGAGGUUGCUCUUGACGAUAAUGAUGGUGGAUUACACGAACUUCGUGAAACUAUCACUGAAUCUUUUUCGAAAGAAUUUAAUUCAACAGCAGAGAAGGAAUUUCUUCGACGAAUGAAGUUUCUCUUUGAACAUCUGUAA